AGAUAACCUGUGUUUUAUGUAAUUUUUUAUUUCAAUUUUUGAAAAUAAAAUAUGUGUGAUAGUGAUAACUUAGAAGAUCAAAGUGAUCAACCGUGUGCAAAGAAAGAGAAACUAGACUAUGGCAUACUACCAAGUCAUCAUUCCCAACAAUCAUCGCAGGGAUCACAACAUAUUCUUAUUGAAACUGGACGCCACCCUGAUCAUUCAAACACAAGGCAUACUAUCAAUCUUGUAACAACAAUAGAUGCUGUAUUUGUGAGAUAUCUUGAUGAUGUUCCGUCCAAUAUUUUUGUAAUGUACUUUAGUUAUCAUCGACCAAUCGUCACAGUAAUACCGGCAGAGGAAACAUCAAAUAUAACUAUUACUGAAAUCACGAAUGAAAAUAUUUAAAUUGUGGCCACUUGAUAUUAAUAUCGAACUUUUAUAUCACAUGUAAAUAAAUGUUUAUUAAAUAAAGUUACCAUUUUCUGUAAGAAAUUCGUAAUACUUCAUUUUUCCAUUAGGCUAUAUUUAAUUCCUGUAAUAAUAUCAUCUUAUAUGCAUAUUACUUGUACACACAUGAUGUUUCACAUCUGCCAGG
Messenger RNA from Diachasmimorpha longicaudata, 580 nucleotides. RefSeq lists its product as uncharacterized. The transcript is spliced from 3 exons. The record is from RefSeq and is a predicted model, not a curated record. NCBI's taxonomy places the organism in Eukaryota, Metazoa, Arthropoda, Insecta, Hymenoptera, Braconidae. The coding region runs from base 52 to 390 and encodes 112 amino acids.